AUGGACUCCAAGGCUGUUAAGGAUGCUGUCUUCCAGCAAGUCGUCGCCGAAUCCAACCUGGCUAAUGCUCGAGUCCUCAUCGAGAAAAUCCAGGAAAACUGCUUCGAAAAGUGCAUCACAAAGCCCGGGAGCUCAAUUUCCAGCGGUGAGCAGAGUUGCGCGACUGCCUGUAUGGAGAAGUACAUGAACGCCUGGAACCACGUCAACUCGGCAUACAUCACUCGCGCACGACAGGAGGGUGCCGGCACUCAGUAA
Messenger RNA from Clonostachys rhizophaga, 255 nucleotides. Lineage: Eukaryota; Fungi; Ascomycota; Sordariomycetes; Hypocreales; Bionectriaceae. The record is from the annotation of a GenBank genome assembly.